Messenger RNA from Miscanthus lutarioriparius, 1245 nucleotides. NCBI's taxonomy places the organism in Eukaryota, Viridiplantae, Streptophyta, Magnoliopsida, Poales, Poaceae. The record is from the annotation of a GenBank genome assembly.
AUGUCUGACGAUAGCGACGGGCAGCGGCAAUGCCGCCGGGGCGUCACAGUCGACGUCGAGCUCGACGCCGCCAUGGCGCUCGCCGACAUGGCCGGGGUCGGACCGGCCGGCGAGCAGCAGCCGCCGGUGCGGCACGCGCCUGCUCCCCCUCCUCCUACUACUCAUCGGGAGGACGAGGAGGAGCUGGCGAGCACGCGGCUGAGCCUGGAGCUGGGGAAGGUGGGCAUCCAGGCGUCCCCGUGCUCCAGCAGCUCCAGCGCCGGCGGCCACCAGGCGCACCACCAGCCAUACCAGCAGCAGCAGCAGCCCGCCACGGCGGCGGCACCGGCGACCGGCUACGGGCCACGGCCCCGGCACGCGCUCACCGAGGCCGAGAAGGAGGCGAGGCGGCUGCGGCGCGUGCUGGCCAACCGGGAGUCCGCCCGCCAGACCAUCCUCCGCCGCCAGGCCAUCCGGGACGAGCUCGCCAGGAAGGUGGCCGACCUCUCGUCGCAGAACGAGAACAUGAAGAAGGAGAAGGACAUGGUGAUGCAGGAGUACCUGUCGCUCAAGGAGGCCAACAAGCAGCUCAAAGAACAGGUGGCGAUGAGGACGGCCAAGAAGGCGGCAGCCGCGGUGACCGCGGCGAUGCCGGCGCAGCAGCAGGCGGAAUCCCUGGCGGCGGCGUCCACGGCGUCCCCGCCGCCGCGGCCGGGGUUCCUGUACACCGCGGCGGCGCCGGUGCCGUACGUCUGGGGCUCCUGGCCGCCGGGAGCAGCCGCCGCCGGGUACGAGCACCACCACCACGGCGGCAGCUCGCCGGGCCCGCCGCCGCUGUGUCUGCAGCCCUGCGCGUGGUACUACCCGGUCGUGGCGGCGGACCCGCGCGGGUCGCCGUCCGCGUCCGCCCCCGCGUACGCGCAGCAGCAGACGCAGCCGCCGGCGGUGUUCGAGGACCCGCGCGGCGCCGUUGCAGCGGCCGAGCCCGCGGGCAGCGGGGGCAGCCCCGCCGGUGGCGGCGCGACGGCCGAGGAGGACACGGACGACGACCCCUGCUCGCUCACGCUCGGGCUCGACGUCGUCGACAAGCGGAGCGCGCCCGCCAGCAUCUUCCCCGCGGGGCCCGGCGGCGGCGGCGGGGGACUGGGAGCGCAGAGCGACAGGGACAAGGCGGCCACGGCGGCGGAGGCCAGGAAGCGGAGGAAGGAGCUCACCAAGCUCAAGCACAUGCACGCCGCCGCCCGCCCCGGUGGCGAGCAGUGGUAG